CAUGACGCCAUUUACAGCAUAUACCCGACCUCCUCUCCGGAAAGAAGAAAAAAACAAGACGAGAAAGAAAAACUUGAAAGCAGCUCAGUGUGCGAUGCAGCCAAACAUCCAACCACCACCGCGACGAGUUUUGAGAAUUCUCCAGCUUACACGCGUGCUUCCUCGCUACAUUUGAUGAUAAACUUCUGUAAAGGGUCGCCGUGGCUCGCGAAAGUGGCUUUGGUGGGAUUUUGAAACUUGUUUUCGUGUGUUUUUUGUGCCUAAAUAAGUUCGUCGGCGAACUCACUGAUUGAUUACUUCUUGGCUGCUGGUCGCGUGUUCAUGUGGAUUGGAAUGCGCUUUCGUGCGCUUUUUAUCCGAAAAAAUCGAAGUGAUUUUGGACAGCCUUUAUGUGGAACCGUAUAUCUGAAUGGGAUUUUGUGGAUGUGCGACCGGAUGGACUAAGGACCAGCGUUGGAAGAAAGUUUACUAGUUCUGGAUAUUAUUAUUACAAAACAAAAACGGAGACUAUAGUGGUGAAAACACGGUCUUCAGAUGUGUUCCCCGCCUGACGGAGAGAGCCCUCACCAGAGUACCGAUGGAGACGAGAACUCAAAAUGGCGGAGUGGGCGGCAGCAUGUCCGGAGGAGGCCUGCUGCGUGCUCUGCGUGAUGGCGGCGGCGGCGGUGGCGGUACCCGGCCUCAGGCUGGCGAUGCCAUCAGCGAGCCUCCUCCCCCGCUCCGGGAACCACCAGUGCUCUCGUUGGACCAGAUCCGCAGCCAGCGCACCAGCAAUGAGUACACCGAAGGCCCCACUGUGGUCGCCGUGCCCGUCAGGCCUACAACCACCACCACCACCACCACAACAACAACACCCUCCUUGCAGGGCAAGCCCGGCGAGAUGGUGGCCCCAUGGACAGGUGGUACAGGCGUCGGGUCCACCACCCAGAACGAGAGCACCCUGGACCCCCAGCAGCAGCAGGAGAGGCUUGUGCCUUUACGGGCCUCUCCGCACCCCCAGCGGUCCACAAUGCACUUGGCUCCUCCGCCGCGGGACGCCCUGACCCCGAGCCGCUCGGUGAGCGUGGAGAGCUCCCAGGCGCCCAGUAGCGUGAGGACUAGUACGGGCAGCUCCUCCUCGGAGCAAAGGCUGCUGGGAGGUAGCUCCCCCGUCACGCCCAGCCGCGUCGUCCGGGUGCAGCCGCAGCCCAAACGCUCCGUGGACAUCAAGUCCGACGACCUGAAGCCCCUGGCGGCGAGUGCGGGGAACCCCGAGGGCUCCCUGGGCAAGCACUCGCACCUGUGCGAGGACUGCCGGCGGUGCAGGUGCAAGGAGUGCGCGCGGCCGCGGCGCCUGCCCAACUGCUGGAUGUGCGGCCAGCGCUGCCUGUGCUCGGCGGAGAACGCGGUGGAGUACGGCACGUGCGUGUGCUGCGUGAAAGGACUGUUCUACCACUGCUCCACGGACGACGAGGACACGUGCGCCGACAAGCCCUUCUCCUGCAGCCAGGCGCACCGCUGCGCCCGCUGGUCCGCCCUGGGCGCCCUCACCCUCCUCCUGCCCUGCCUGCUCUGCUACCUCCCGGCCAAGGGCUGCCUCUCGCUGUGCCAGGGAUGCUACGACCGCGCCGCGCGGCCGGGCUGCCGCUGUAAAAACAGACGUUGGUGUCCACUGCAAGAACGUUGACAAGCCCACGUAAAAAAGGGAGAUUACAGGAGAACGGGAGAAAAGGAUUGUUGUUUUUGGACCUUAUGGAUGGGGUUGGGGUUGGGAAGUGGGUGGAGGGGGGAAACCCUACCUCGAAUGUGAGAAAUUGGUUACGUGUUGGAGAGAAGAGGAGAGAGGUGGCGGGGAGGAAAAAGUAGAGUUUGGGACAGGUGGGGCGGAAUCCCAGCUGGAAUGGACGGGUGCGGUUUGAGUCUGCGCUGUACGCAUGGGCACGAUGUGUCUUUGACGGGACCUGUCUGAAAUUGGCAGUCUUUUUCGGUUCCUUGUUUUCUUUUCUUUUCCUUCUUUGUUUUCACCCUUCUCAGCUGUCAACACUUAAAUGUGGGGUCCUUGAUGAUUCACCGUAAGUGUCCUCUUCCCCCAUAUUGUUAAGCUGAAGACCAGAAUGUUAGCCCUAUUGACAUUCAAUAAUACGACUGAUAUCUUAAAGCAACAGUCUAUUUUUCCUGACUAACUGUUUGUGAAUAGUCUCUUCAAAAGUAUGUAAAUUAGCAAAUUACCUUUUUUUUCCUGUCAGAGAUGUUUUUAUUUUUGUACAUAUAAUAUUUCAACUGUGAAAAAGCAUUGUGCCAAACAAGAGGCACCUUGAUAGAUACUUAUAUAAAUAUAUAUAAAUAUAUAUAUAUAUAUACUUAUAAAGAUAUAGACAUCUAUAUUAUGUUGUACAUUCAUGUGAAUGUACGUCAAUCAAGUUUUGAUAUAUUUGCCUUACAGAAGAAAUACCUACCAUGAAUUAUCCCUUCAACUUUACUUGUAAAAUUGUACAGUGACCUGAAGAAAAGAAGACUUUAUUUUCUAAUUUCAACACAUUGUUAGUGUAAAAAAAAAUAUUUAUUUGAAGUUUUAUUAUUUUAUAAAGAAGUAUUUAUUUGGAGAGGCAUCUUAUAGGAAUCACCCCAUUUUGAGAAAGCCCUUUGUGUUGUUGAUGCAAAGGUGACGAGGGUGUCAUUUGAUGCACAUGUUCACUAUGAAAUAGAAAAUAUAUUAACGUUUGAAAUUAAA
Molecule: messenger RNA, 2710 nt
Organism: Engraulis encrasicolus (European anchovy)
Lineage: Eukaryota; Metazoa; Chordata; Actinopteri; Clupeiformes; Engraulidae
Gene: spry2
Product: sprouty RTK signaling antagonist 2
Exons: 2
Coding region: 578-1666 (362 amino acids)
Biological process (GO): multicellular organism development; negative regulation of MAP kinase activity; animal organ development
Cellular component (GO): membrane; cytosol
Source: RefSeq, a predicted model, not a curated record